ACAGAGUUACUGAUAAUCAUUGUUUUAGGCUAAGAUCGGUGAGCCACCCAACCACCUUCCUAUUUUAAUUUAAUGCUUUUCUUUUUUAAAAAAAUCGAAGAAAAUAAAAAGCCCAGAAAGAGCCCAAAAAACGCAGAGAGACAAAAUUAAAGAAAGAAAAAAAAACUUGCUCAAUCAUCUCCGAUCUCCUCCGAUCUUGUUCCAAAUCUCUCCGGUGAAAAGACGAUGUACGUAAGAGCACUUCCGACGACGGAUGUGAAUCGGAACACAGAGUGGUUCACAUAUCCAGGUGUUUGGACUACUUAUAUUCUCAUCCUCUUCUUCUCUUGGCUCCUUGUUCUCUCCGUCUUCCAUUGUUCUCCUGGCAUCGCUUGGACCAUUGUUCAUCUCGCUCAUUUCACCGUCACGUAUCAUUCGUUUCAUUGGAAGAAGGGAACACCGUUUGGUGAUGAUCAAGGAAUCUAUAAUAGAUUGACUUGGUGGGAACAGAUUGAUAAUGGCAAACAGCUUACACGUAAUCGCAAAUUUCUCACCGUUGUUCCUGUUGUCUUGUACUUGAUUGCCUCUCACACAACAGACUAUCAGCACCCGAUGCUCUUUCUCAACACACUGGCCGUAUUUGUCAUGGUGGUCGCGAAAUUCCCGCACAUGCACAAGGUCCGCAUAUUUGGAAUCAAUGGAGACCAAUGAAAAACUUGAGAAAACAAAGAAAAAGGUUUGUGUAUAAUGCGAAUCAAGUAUUUGGAAUGUGGAAUCCAACAACAAAUGCCAUCGUCAUUCAACAUGUCUGUACUAUACAGACAUCGAAUCCCAACCGGAGAAAAAAAUGUGUUAUUUGGUCACAUCCCAUCAUCGCUUAUUCAAACCUUUCUACUCUUUGUUUGGGGCUUCUAAUCAAUUCAUAUUUGAUAUCUUAUAUGGUUGUCUUAGUUUCUUAUUUGUAUAAUCCCAAAACUGGUUACAACAGAAAGUUGUUUAGCGAGCAAUCUAGGGUUUGAAUGAAUAGUUGGGGAAGAUUUAUUUAUAUAUACCGUUUUGGACAUAUA
Molecule: messenger RNA, 1046 nt
Organism: Arabidopsis lyrata subsp. lyrata
Lineage: Eukaryota; Viridiplantae; Streptophyta; Magnoliopsida; Brassicales; Brassicaceae
Product: ORM1-like protein 3
Exons: 3
Coding region: 226-690 (154 amino acids)
Biological process (GO): intracellular sphingolipid homeostasis; negative regulation of ceramide biosynthetic process; ceramide metabolic process
Cellular component (GO): endoplasmic reticulum membrane
Source: RefSeq, a predicted model, not a curated record